ACCAAAUCAGAGAGAGAGAGAAAUAACAUCUAUAAUCUAUUACAGGUAACAUGAUCGGACAGCUUAUUAUUCUCAAGGCUACGGAGCUCUGUCUCGGCCUCCCCGGCGACGCUGAGGCCAACGAGAAUCUGGCAAAACCGGCGGUGGGAAACAAGAGAGGCUUCUCAGAGACCGUUGAUCUCAUGCUCAAUCUUCAAUCCAACAAAGAAGGAGCCGUCGAUCUUAACAACGUCGCCUCAGCUUCCAAAGACAAAACUCUCCUCAAAGACCCUGCUAAGCCUCCUGCUAAAGCCCAAGUGGUGGGAUGGCCACCUGUGAGGAACUACAGGAAAAACAUCAUCACACAGCAGAAGACAAGUGGCAAGGAGGAGGCCAGCAGCGAGAAGGCUGGAAAUAGCGGCGGAGGAGCUUCCAGAGCUGCAUUGGUUAAGGUAUCCAUGGACGGAGCUCCUUACCUAAGGAAAGUGGACCUUAAGAUGUACAAAAGCUACAAGGAUCUCUCUGAUGCUUUGGCUAAAAUGUUCAGCUCCUUUACUAUGGGAAACUAUGGAGCACAAGGAAUGAUAGAUUUCAUGAACGAGAGCAAGCUAAUGGAUCUGCUUAAUAGUUCUGAAUACGUUCCAAGCUACGAGGACAAAGAUGGCGAUUGGAUGCUCGUCGGGGAUGUCCCAUGGGAAAUGUUUGUCGACUCAUGCAAACGUUUGCGCAUUAUGAAGGGAUCUGAAGCAAUUGGACUUGCUCCGAGAGCAAUGGAGAAGUACUGCAAGAACAGAUCCUGAACUUCAUAAUAAGGAAAAAGGUUCUUGAUUUUAUAUGUAAUUUUAUGAUUUUAUGUGGCUGUCUCCUAUAUAUACGUGUUGUAAUAUAAAAUAUUUGAUCGGUAUAUAGGGCAAUAGUAUUGUUUUACCAGUAAGAUGUGGACAAAUUUGUAAUGUGACCAAAAGAGAGGAAACUUAAAAAUCUC
Messenger RNA from Brassica rapa (field mustard), 964 nucleotides. RefSeq names its product auxin-responsive protein IAA7. Gene Ontology annotation, cellular component: nucleus. NCBI's taxonomy places the organism in Eukaryota, Viridiplantae, Streptophyta, Magnoliopsida, Brassicales, Brassicaceae. The record is from RefSeq and is marked provisional. Gene Ontology annotation, biological process: regulation of DNA-templated transcription.